CGCGAGUGCGCGUGCGCGAGCGGCGAGGUUUUCUCCGGAGCCGUCGGAGGGAGCCGGAGCGCUUCUCUUGAGUUCGGCACCGGUGGAGCAGGUCUCAAUCACAGGCUGCAAAAAAUUUUCCAGCUACUGUAGAGCGCGACUGAUGGCUGGUAAAUGUUGGUGAUUGAGCAGUUGUGGUCCAGCAUGCAGAGGUGAGGGAGAGGCACACAGCAACGGAGCUGAUGGGUGACGAGGAUGUAAGUGCAUGGGAAGGCUUCCACACCCUCGACUCCAGGGAAACUCACGCUGAAGAGAUGGGAGCACUAGAGAACCAACUGAUGCAGGUCUGAUCUCCUUGAAGACAGAAUCAUGAAUAAACUGGAGGGUAAGCAGGACCAGAUGAUACCAUGAAGAGAAGUUUACAGGCCCUCUAUUGCCAACUGUUAAGCUUCCUCCUGACUGUGAUGCUGACUGAAGCACUGGUAUUUGCUGUCCAGGAACUGGAAUCUCUUCAGGUCCUCCCUUCAGGCAGUCCCCCAGACACCAUGGUGACUGCACCCCACAGCCAGACCACACACUCCUCUGUGAUGACAUUGAGCCCUUCUCCUGAUGGACUCUCACAGGCCACAGCCAGAAUGGCAACAGCGAUGCCCCAUCAAAAUGGGGACCCUCCUAUAAACACUACUUCCACUGUCUUGCUGUCAGCAACCAUCCUCCAUCCUGAAAGCCCCCUGCCUACAGGUUCCCCUCCUGUUGCCAUGGCGACCACAUACUCCCACUCAGAGAGCAGUCCCACAGGGGAGGCUACUCCCACCAUCCUAACAAAGCCAACAGGAGCCACCAGCCACCCCAUCACAGCAGUCCCUCGGGCUACCACACGCAGGCCCCCCCGACUCCCAGGCUCUUCCCGAAAGGGGACUGGGGGCUCAUCACGCCCUAUCUCACCUGCACCUGGUGGCCACUCUGGGAGGAAGGAAGGCCAGCGGGGACGAAAUCAGAGCUCUACACACCUGGGGCAGAAGCGCCCAUUAGGGAAAAUCUUUCAGAUCUACAAGGGCAACUUCACAGGGUCUGUGGAGUCAGAUCCCUCUGCCCUUUCUCCCAGGACCCCGAACUUCUCUUUGCCACAGUCCCAGACAGUGGCUGCAACCAUGGCACCCAGAAGUACCUCAUGGGUGCCACCCACCACCCUCUUGGUGCCUGCAGAGGACAAUCCAGGACUUAGCACAGCAGACCAAGGGGGUGGUUCUGUCUUCACCAGCCCAGGAAAUGAGCCGAAUGCCACAGCAGCUGCAGUUCCUACCAGUUCACAAGCCACCCCAGUGCCUUCUCAGCACCCCCAUGGUGACACACAGAACAGCCCUGGCCUCAGUGACUCUUGGCUUACUGUCAUCCCUGGCACCAACAGACCUCCGUCUGCCAGCUCUGGGGUCUUUACAGAUGUGAUGGGGCCAACCCAGGCUGCCUUCAAUGCCAGUGUCUCAGCCCCUUCCCAGGGGAUUCCUCAGGAAACAUCCACAACCCCACAGGCCCCAGCCCAUGCCCCUGGGGUCUCAGAAAGCACUGUUUCUCUAGCUGAAGAGGAGACUGCAGUCUCCCUCUCCAUGACCAACAGGGUACCCAGUCCUCUCUCUACAGUGGUGUCCACAGCCACAGGAAACUUCCUCAACCGCCUGGUCCCUGCUGGGACCUGGAAGCCUGGGACAGCAGCGAACAUCUCCCAUGUGGCUGAAGGGGACAAGCCCCAGCACAGAGCCACCAUCUGCCUGAGCAAGAUGGACAUCGCCUGGGUGAUCCUAGCAAUCAGUGUGCCCAUCUCUUCCUGCUCGGUCUUGCUGACAGUGUGCUGCAUGAGGAGGAAGAAGAAGACAGCCAACCCUGAGAACAACCUGAGCUACUGGAACAACGCCAUCACCAUGGACUACUUCAACAGGCACGCUGUGGAGCUACCGCGGGAAAUCCAGUCCCUGGAGACCUCUGAGGACCAGCUCUCCGAGCCCCGCUCCCCAGCCAAUGGCGACUACCGUGACACGGGGAUGGUCUUGGUGAACCCCUUCUGUCAGGAAACACUGUUCGCAGGAAACGACCAAGUGUCCGAGAUCUGAUUGCAGCAGCCUUUGCUUUGCCAUUCCCUAUUUUUCAUCUUUAAAAAUUAUAAAUAUACAAAUAUAUAUUAUAAAUAUAAUCUUUGUGUAACCCUGACUUAAUGACAAACAUUUUCAGCUUUUUUUUCCUAAGAAUUGUCAACACCUUUUUUAUAAGUGUGGUUUCAAAACAAAACAAAAAUCUUUACAGAAUGACCUGUGGCUUUAUAAAAUAAAGGUAUUUCUAAGCAAAGCAGUGGCAUUGAUUGCUUCUCUUAAUAACUGUUCUUGAGUAUGUGGGGCCCCAGCAGCCCAAGGCAGGUGAGGGCAGAGACGCACCUGCCCUGGACGCUGCAUGUCAGAACUGCCACGCACUGUUCUUUGUGUGACUCUGAAAGCUCUGGUUCCUCUAGGCUUAGUGUGGCGCCGGCUCCUCCCUCCAGGGCCACUGAGGAGGACGACGCAGGUGGUCACCUGCAGCAUCACAGUGGCACCACUGAUGUCAGGUUUGACUUCACCCAAGUUGCAGGCAGCAGGCAGGAACAUGCAGCCCUUCGGAAUCCACAAGGAUGUGGGGCACCCGAAAGAAGCUGCAUCCCCUCCCUAACAUCAUCCAUACUGGUGACAGGACUGCCCUCCACCGCCUGGGGCAAAGUUUGGUUUCUUUAAAGGCUCCCUUGAAGAGCCCCUUUCUCCAUCCGCUCUGCUACCCAUCUCUGCAGUGAAGCCCUGUGCUUUCUCUUGGGUGGGUGUAGACCCAGAUCCAGCCCCACAGCUUCUGAAUGCGUGCCCUUCCUUGAGGGCCAAAGAUUUAUCUGCAAGCUUAGCCUUGCUUUCUGUAAAGGCAGCAGUACCAUAGCCCUGAGGAAUGGUUCAUCUAGGAAACUUUGAGGUACAGAACUGUGAUUUUUGAAACCUUCCUCAUGCAAUCUGAAAUGAACAAGAAAGGAGUCAUUUGAGAGAAGCACCAUUCUGUGCUGCCUGGCAGCCUGGCGCCCGAGGACUUGCCACCCGCUCAUCUCCCGUCCCCUUCAGGUGUGGCUGCCUCUGCCACCUCACUGCGCCCAGCGCAGCCAACAAGUCAGACCCCUCCACCGCCACAGGGAGUUCCUCACAUGGCCCCAUUUUUCCCCAGUAGUGGCUAAGAGAAAAAUAACUGCUUUGAUGUUUCUUUUCUCAAAAAAAAAAAAAAAUAGUUUGAUAGUAUAUUUUGAAUAUAGAUGUUCUUAUAGUCAGAUUGGGAAUCAAAUUUGAAUGUUGCUUCGUAUGUUUGUGUCUGUUGCUGUGGUCUUCUACCAUGACUUUUUCCUUUCUGCCUAUGUUUUCCUUUUCAAAAAAGAAAUGGCCUUCAAAAAUGUGUGUUCUCAAUGUUGUAUGAGCUGACUUAAACAAUGAGCUUUCUUCUUGUCUCUCUCAAAAGACUUCAGCUGACCAAGAAGCAGGUUAAAUGUUGUUUUGAGAUUUGUUUCCUAACAUGUUGUCUGAUUUUAACUUUAUCAUAAUGUUUCUGUUAACUAUUGCAUUGACUAUUUCAAUGUGUGUGAGUAUAUAGAGAGAGAAAUCUGUAAAGUAA
This is a messenger RNA of Octodon degus (degu), 3636 nucleotides long. It is a transcript of the gene Tmem108, whose product is annotated as transmembrane protein 108. The transcript is spliced from 8 exons. Bases 387 to 2084 code for a protein of 565 amino acids. The record is from RefSeq and is a predicted model, not a curated record. Gene Ontology annotation, biological process: postsynaptic density organization; retrograde axonal transport; dendrite extension. Gene Ontology annotation, cellular component: endosome membrane; axon; postsynaptic density. NCBI's taxonomy places the organism in Eukaryota, Metazoa, Chordata, Mammalia, Rodentia, Octodontidae.